UAAUUGGAAAGCAGCCAUUUCUUAUUUUAAAAUGGUUCUAUGCAAUGAUCCAUCACAUUUUAAAGCAAGAUAUUAUUUGGCUAGAUGUUUGCUGAAAUUAUUUCAAUAUAGCACAGCUUUAGCUGAACUAACAACUUGUCUUUACUUUCAACCAAUCUAUUAUAAA
Schistosoma turkestanicum is the source of this 166-nucleotide messenger RNA. The record is from the annotation of a GenBank genome assembly. NCBI's taxonomy places the organism in Eukaryota, Metazoa, Platyhelminthes, Trematoda, Strigeidida, Schistosomatidae.